Penicillium alfredii is the source of this 900-nucleotide messenger RNA. RefSeq lists its product as uncharacterized. The transcript has a single exon. The coding region runs from base 1 to 900 and encodes 299 amino acids. Lineage: Eukaryota; Fungi; Ascomycota; Eurotiomycetes; Eurotiales; Aspergillaceae. The record is from RefSeq and is a predicted model, not a curated record.
AUGAGCAGCAUCGUUGAAGACAUGAUUCGCCUUCACGAGUCGCCAGACCAGCCGCUCGAGCCAGAGCCCGUGGCAGAGCCUUCUCCUUCUCCCACCGGGCUCUUUCGCUUCCUCGAUCUUCCAUCUGAGAUCAGGCUACGCAUCUACCAUUUUGUCCUGUUCACCCCAACCCGGAAGAAUGCACUUCGAAGCAACGGCAGCGUCGGCGCAUCGGCGAAGAAGAACAAGCCGCUGUCGCCGUUGUCGCACCGCCUCUCGCUGUUCCUCGUCUCGCACCGCAUCCACGAUGAAGCCACACAUCAUUUCUAUUCGUCCCAGACCUUCCGUCUUUUCCCCGUCCAAGAUUUCUCGCGAUUGCCUCCACUUCGGUCCCUGCCCCGCCGCCACCGGCCCUCCAUCACCACCAUCGAGCUGAUUCUGGGAUCAAGCUGGACGGCCCCGCCACGGUCAUGGACCGUCAACCAGGGCCUGGGGCUCCAUGAAAUGACUUUUCUGCGCACGCUGAAAGUGUUUGUCCAAUGUGAUCCCUCUCAUCCUGUGUUCGAGGGCUUCCGCGUCUCCAAGGAUUACUACACCGAGUUCAGUGGUCGACUGAUGCGGCAGAUUCUUGAACGACUGCCCAACUUGGUUCAGGUGGAAUUCGACGGAUACCCCUCGGUGCAGAAGUCCGGUCCUCUGAUGAGCCGGUUGUUGCAGGAGACCCGGGAUCAUCACAAAAAGAUCCUCUGGGGGCCCGAACGAGGGUGGACGGACUAUGCUGACGAUGAAGAGGGCCAUCAGGUCGAAGACCAGCGCGAGGAUCAGGCUGUGGAUGCAGCCUUCGAUGGAUUGCGAGCUCACGACCCUGACCCUGUUGAGUCGCUCGGCAAUUCGCUUCAGACAGUUCGGCUGGAAUCCUAA